AUGUCAUCUCGUGGCAGAGAAGUGGAAGUGAGGAUCUCAUCAGCAAAGGAAAUCAAGAACGUGAAUUGGCGCAACGGCCCAAACAAGCCAUACGCCGUCGUAUGGGUCGAUCCGAAAUACAAAUCCUCAACGAGAGUCGACGAGGACGGUGACACGUGUCCCUCUUGGAAUGAGACAUUUGUCAUCCCUUUGCCUCCGGACAACAACGACGAUAACAAGCUCUACGUCGACAUCGUACACGCAGGUCGUGAAGAGAACACAAAGCCCCUCAUCGGCUCCGCUCAUCUCAGCCUCCGUGAUGUCAUUGAUGACGUCGGUCUCGGCGUCCCUCUCGCGACAACCAUCAAGCUCAAACGUCCUUCCGGCCGACCUCACGGCAAACUUGACGUCACCGUCACCGUUCGAGAACCUCCGUAUUACUCAGCUCCAGGAUCGUACAACGCGCCGCCGCAAUAUGUUCAUGGUGAUCCAUACGCGCCGCCGCAAUCAUACGGAAACGCGGCGUACGGACAAGCGGGGUAUGGAUAUGCGGCGGAGAAAGAGAAGGAGAGUAAGUUCGGUGGGAUGGGGACGGGACUGGCGGUUGGGGCGGUGGCCGGAGUCCUGGGUGGAGUGGCGUUAGCCGAGGGAUUGGAUGCUGUGGAGGACAACAUCGCUGAAGAAGCAGCGGAGAAAGUGGAGGAGGAUCUGGAUGCCGGAGACGACGAUUUUGACGGCGGCGACGAUGACGGCGACUUUUAA
Microthlaspi erraticum is the source of this 741-nucleotide messenger RNA. NCBI's taxonomy places the organism in Eukaryota, Viridiplantae, Streptophyta, Magnoliopsida, Brassicales, Brassicaceae. The record is from the annotation of a GenBank genome assembly.